This is a messenger RNA of Lodderomyces orthopsilosis Co 90-125, 1062 nucleotides long. RefSeq lists its product as uncharacterized. The record is from RefSeq and is a predicted model, not a curated record. Gene Ontology annotation, cellular component: mitochondrion. Bases 1 to 1062 code for a protein of 353 amino acids. NCBI's taxonomy places the organism in Eukaryota, Fungi, Ascomycota, Pichiomycetes, Serinales, Debaryomycetaceae. The transcript has a single exon. Gene Ontology annotation, biological process: mitochondrial respiratory chain complex I assembly.
AUGACAUCAAUUUCAAGAUCAUUUGCUACGGCAGCUAAAACGAAGCCUCAAUUCAAUGUAUUUGAUAGAUCAACGAAGCUUUUGCAGCGGUCGAGAACACCAAAACUUAACCCAGAACUAUCACGAAAGAAAGAUUACUUGAGAGACGACAUUGCUGUCAAAACAAUUGAACGAUUAGCUUUCAUCACUAAGCCCUUUGACAAAGCCCUAGACUUUGGCAGUCACGGUGGGAACUUAUUGAAACAGCUUUGUACGGAGAGCCAUGUUCCGCCACAAUUGCAAGCCGAUGAGAUCGAGGUAAAGAUUAUCGACCAGUUGAAUAAGGAUAAAAACUUGGUACGAAACAAAAUCAAGGAGCUUGUGUUGUUUGAUUCAUCGAAGGAGAUAUUAGAUAGAGACAACGAUCAGAAGUUUGACUUCGAAUUCGCUGGAAAAGUAAAGAAAGUAGUUGGUGAUGAGGAAAAGUUUGACCACGAGAUAUUACAAGAGUCAAACGCCUUCGACUUAGUGGUAUCCAACCUAAGUUUACAUUGGAUAAAUGAUCUCCCUCAAUGCUUAGCAAACAUUAACAGAAUACUAAAACCUGAUGGCUUAUUUAUGGGUACUCUUUUUGGAGGCGAUACUUUGUACGAAUUACGCACAUCGUUGCAGUUAGCAGAGCUUGAAAGGAAAGGGGGAAUUUCUCCUCGUGUCUCCCCACUAGUUCGUUUGAAUGAUGUGGGGUCCCUUUUGAAUAAAGCUGGUUUCAGCUUGUUGACGAUUGAUUCGGAGGACAUUGUUGUUGGGGGAUUUCCUGAUAUAGUUACUGUUUGCGAGGAUUUACAAGCCAUGGGAGAACAAAAUGCUGUCUUGUCUCGAGCAAACAACUUGCCCAAAGAUGUAUUGUUAGCAGCUAAUGAAAUAUACAAGAGUUUGCAUGGAGAGGUACAACCUGAUGGAAAAGUAUUACUUCCUGCCACAUUUAACGUAAUUUUUAUGAUUGGUUGGAAAAAGAGUGAAACACAACCCCAACCGUUGCAAAGAGGAACAGGAGAAGUAAACUUGAAGGAAGUAUUGCAGUGA